Molecule: messenger RNA, 1269 nt
Organism: Symbiodinium natans
Lineage: Eukaryota; Dinophyceae; Suessiales; Symbiodiniaceae
Source: the annotation of a GenBank genome assembly
AUGGGCAGCGGUCCGUCCCAAGCCGAUUCCGGAGACUCCGGGGUCUGCUGCUGUAAGAAUACAUCCCCUCGCGGGGAAAUCUCCGAGCCCAGCGUUCUCCCCAAGUCAGCCGUGGAGAUUCUGGAACAUGGCCUUAACAUGCACCGGCUCUCACAGGCAGCGGCCACAGCUGGAAACACUGUGCAAAAUGCGGCCGGCGCCUUGGUCGAAGCUCUGGAGGACGACGACAAGAGCUCCGAAACAGGCGGCCAGGGCUUCUUCGGCAAAUCGCCUGCUCCAGAAGGAUACGCAGGACACAUCUGGGUGCAGCUCGAGUCUUAUGCCCAUCACAGCCACAUAACAGUGAAGCUGGUGGGCCUAUGCAUCGCUGUCGGGCUGAUUGUGACCUCGGUUCUCGGGAUGCUGGGCGUUUGGAGUUCCAAGUUCCAGGUGUUUGAGUACGUCCACUCGCUCUGGAAUAUCCCCUUUGGGUUCAUGAUGAUCAUCAUGGAUGCAACGCCCACUUGGCUCGGAAAAAAAGCCUGCUGGCAGACAGAGCUCUGGAAGAAGGCCCCGAUCCUGGCGCGAGCUCGGGGCCGGGCAUUGACGCACUUCUAUGUCGGCACAAUAAACUUGGCCAUGUUCACCGCAGACGAGUCCUUCCUCUGGAUGCUCAUCCAUAUUUGCAUGGGCGGUUCCCUGUGUGCCUGCGGCCUUCUCAUGCUUUUCCAUCACCACUGCUACCAGUGCCGGAGAAAGCGCCACACGAACGCCAACAUGAACGGGACAGCAGCCGUUCAGAAUGCACACAAAGCGCUGGAGGUCUUGCGAGAGGAGGCGGUGGAGGUCCGCGCCUACAUUGCGGCCAACCAUUGUAGCGUCCGCAUCUUUUGCUUCUUGGUCGCCUUGGCGCUCGUCGCCUCCUCCAUACUGGGCAUGCUCAACAUCUUCAGCUUGCUUCUCAAUCCGUUUCAGUACCUCAUCGGUGUGUAUAACUUCUUCUUUGCGCUGGCCAUCGUCGUGCUGGAUGGCGAGUCCGCAUGGUUCCGACAUUGCUGUGACUGUCGAUCCAGGCUGUUCCAGAGCAUUCCAUUUCUGGCCACGCAGCCUGGACGUGCACUCCUUCACUUCUAUGUGGGCACCAUCAACAUCGCCAUGCUCCCUGGAGGGAUCUUGGACAUCGUUUUUGUUGCCGUGGGCGGCUCGCUGGUGGUUUGUUCCUUUCUGAUGCUGCUUCAUCACAACUAUUGUCACAAGGUUCCUGACUGGCCGUUUGGCCACAGGACUUAA